Molecule: messenger RNA, 9717 nt
Organism: Lymnaea stagnalis (great pond snail)
Lineage: Eukaryota; Metazoa; Mollusca; Gastropoda; Lymnaeidae
Source: the annotation of a GenBank genome assembly
GAUCUACAUUUUAGUUAGCGCAUUAAUAAAAGGAUUGACCGGAAGCGUUCUUUUCCCUUGUGUAUCCAAAGAAAUAGGUAGGCAUUGGAAGACGUCUUGAAACAUAAUUAAAAUAAGAUAAUUAUAAUAUACUUUACGUUAGGUGAUUGAAGAAUUUUUUGUUUUAGUUAAUAGUUUUAAAUGAAUUAAUUCAUUAAAUUUCCGUUAAUAGUCGGAAUGUCUUACUAUUAUUAAACUUAGUAUCAAUUUACACGUGUUAUCCAGUUAUCGAUAAUCAAAUAUUGUCGGGUAGUCUUAAGAUAGUGUGACGUGCGUGUUGCAGAAUUGGAAGCCCAUUUUGCUGAGACAAAGCUAUGUCUAGCACCAUUUGAUAAGCUUCCAUUAAUCUAUAGGCCCGCAAUAUGAAAUAAUAUUUGCAUUUUUUUUUUGUAUUUACAUAGGCACCGGCACCAAAAUAGUCCUAAUUAAUUGAAUACUGGUAUUAGUCAUUAGUCCCAAAUUUUCUCCAUACCACAACCAUGCAUGUAUCUGUUGAUCCUUGAGUAUAAAAUGGUUGGGUCUUAUAUAUAAAUAUAGUCAUAAGUAAAGCCAAGCACCAGUUCCUUAAAUAGUUGUAGUAAGUUAAAUUAAUAGGGAAAUUGAAUUAGUAUUAGGCUUGGUUUUCUGGAUUUCUCCAGACCACAAACAUGUAGCCAUACUCAAGCAUGUGUUGUCUCUAAGGUUACAAUGAUCAAUGAUUUUAUCUAAUCACUUCUUAAUUUGGGUAAUGUAAAGCACAAAUGCCACGGCAUCAUUUACUUGUUUAUUAUAGUUGCAGUGAAUUAGGGUUUAGGUUAGGCAUAGGGAUCGAUUUAGGGUUCAGGUUAGGCAUAGGGAUCGAUUUAGGGCAUUAGUCGCGGCCAUCGAUAAAAUAGUGGCAUUCGUCCUUUACAUUUAAUUAAUUCAUAAUUAUAAGCUCACACGAUCAUUUCCAAAUUGAAUGCUGCAGAUGGGGGCCUUCAGAACUUUUUCACAAUUCUGUAUUUAGUGGCUUUGCCUACAUCUUCAACUUGUUAAUUGAUAUAUUUUUAAAGUCACCUGUUUUUGGCACUUUGCACCUAAGGUUUGUCUUCAUUUGGCUUUGAAAAGAUUACUCUUAAUUUACCUGUACACCACUCUUGAGUGACUAAGCUAGAUGUAGCCCAUAUUAUGCCCAUUUUCUUGGUAGGUAUCAUAUGUACUCAUAUGAAACCUACUUUUUAUUAUUCAACCAGCUACUUGAUAGUAACUAUUUACUAGUAGUAGACAAAGGCCUAACACUGUAAAACACUUAAGGAUAAGCUGGGCAUUGGACAUUAAGUACCAUGGGGCAAUAGCACCCCAAGCACAAUCACACUACCUAUUUAAAAAACCUAUAAGAGGAAGACGCUUUCAAAAAUACUUUGGUGAGGAAAGUGAUCUAGAGUCAAGCAGCUGCAUAUUAUGAAUCAUAUCAAAAUUACUUUAAGGCAAGGUAAGGCCCACAUGUGUGGUAAUCCGUAGACAACCCUGGGCCUGGGUCUAAUGUCAUCUGGUACCAUAUAGAAUAUGAAGUGUCUACACGUCUGGCGUGCCAGACAAAUAGUGCGGGAGAUAUACGUCCGGCGGACAUGUCAUGUGACAAGUGGUGCCGGCAAAAUAGUUGCAUUGCAUUUGAUAUUCCGAUCCCUAAAUAAUAAAUAAAUGCUGAACAUGUUAAUAUAUUCGAAUGCUCUGAGAUACAUAAAGUGUUUGACUUUGAAUACUAAAUUAGUCAGCCUACAUAGCCUACUAACUAGAGUACUAUUACUUCUAUUAUUACUAGUCUAUUUGAUUCCGACUCUUCAAAGAAAAAUUUUCCUUAUCUUGGUUAAUACAUCUUGUAAAGCUCUACCUUAAAGUUGAAGCCUAAAUUUAAAAUAUUAUCAAAAUAAAAAUAAGACCAGUAGACUUCAAUAGACCUAUGUCAAUAAAGUUGUAUUUCAGUAUUGCAUGAGAAGCAGGCUAGGCUACCAUUUAUCUGCCCUACAUUAAGAUGUAUGGUCUAUUUCUUUGUGAACUAUCAGCCUCCCCGUCUUAAACUUAAUUAUUUAUCACCCUCACUAUUAUUAUUUUAGCAUUCAUAUUAAAUCAUAUUUUUAUUACCGUAAUUCUCUCUCCCUCUCAGCAUUGCUUCCUUCCAGAAUGCAUUAUUCCUUAACCCCCACUUUGUUUUUGGUAAUAUAUCAAAGUAUUUUUCUAUUAUUUGUUUGCAAGAUACCGGUACUCAGUAAAUUACUAGGGAGAGAAAAAGAUUUUAAAAUAAAAAAUAGUUUUGAAUCAUUUGCAGUUUUCGUGACAAGGCUGAUGGACAAAUAUCUAGUGCCACUUUGUUACUGCGGUCAUGUGACUUGAACGAAUAUCUCGAUAAAGUAUUCUUCCGGCGGUCAUGUGACUUUGUCGCCGGACAAAUGGUGCGUGAGAUAGACGUCUGGUGCCCCAGACGUGUAGACACUGCCUAUAGAAUAUUGUUUCCUGCAUGUGAUAGUCAAAAACAGAACUGGUGUUAAUCUGUAUUAUGUUUUGUGCAGGAUGAGGUGCCUAAUGCUGCAGUGCUCCAUUUUCAACUUUUCUUUGUAGUUUUUGCAAAAAUUAAACAAAACAAUUCUAAAGUGAAUUUGAGUGCCCAAUUGAAUUUUUUUUUGUGUAACUAGUAUUCUUCUUCUAUAUUCUAUAUUUUAAGGAUGGGCAUGUGCUAGGUUAUAUUUUAAGGAUGGACAUGUGCUAGGUUGUGUAGAAAUUUAUGCAGAUGAUAUAACAUUGUAAAAACACUGGGACCUAAGCCUAAUGUCCUGCUUUUUAAAACUCAUUUCAAAAUCUUAUUUUUUUACAGGAACAAUGGCCACAGCUGACGUUGCCUGGUUGAUUAUUAGGAAUAACUCCUCAACUUUAUUGAAGAGGAGUAAGCAGAACAUGAGUCUGGUGAGUUUUAAGAUUUUUAUCUUUACAGUCUUAUCUCAUCAUUUAACUAUGGCAGCUCUAGUAAUACAGAUACCUGUUGUGUUGUGGAAUUGAAUAUUGUCUCUCUUUAACAAGUUAUUAAAUUUACUUUCUUAUACUGCUAUCAUCUUUCAGUUUCUGGGGGAAAAUAUGGAUAUACCAAAUGAUAUACAAAUGUUUUACUCCUUUUUUUUGCUAAGGGGCCACCUAUAUAGUGUUUUUUUGGACAACCACUUGCGCAUGUUCAAUGAGCUUUCGGCCCCAACCCUAAAAAACUAGACACCAACAAAAAAAUAGCUUAUUGAUUUUUAUGACAAGCCCAGUGGUGUCCAGAAUAUAUACUUAAUUGCCCUGGAUGUCACAUUGUCCUUUGACAGAGCCAUUAUAAUGGGGCACAGUGGGCAGUAAUUAUCUUUAGGUAGGACCUUAAUAGUGAAUUAAACUAUUAAAUCCCAUAUAUCUCACAGAGAAAAUGGGCUUGAUAGUCUUUCUACUGGUCUGCUCCAGGGGCACUUUUUUCAAUAUAAUAUAUAUUUUCUGGCUUUGUACCAGGUGCUGCUUUUCCUCACAGGGAUGCUGUGAAAUAUUACUGUCGUACUCAGACUACUAGUGGGUACUACUUGAGCUAUAUCUAUCGAGUUAAAAUAAAUGUUUUAAGACACUAAGCAACAUUAUGAGGAUAAUUCAUACACAAAAAUUCUGUGACAUUUUUACAGCAUUAGAGAUAUGAACAUGUUUUUUUUUACUGUCACUCUCAGAAUUUUAGGAUGAUUAUUGUAGAAUUUUUUAAUAAAUGUAAAUAAUUGAUACAUACGCACACUAGGGCGUCCCAAAAAAAUGAAGUUUUGAAAUGUUGAUGUCUCACCCCACAGAAUAUGUCUGUAUGGUAACAGUAGUUAACCUGCAAAAUUUCAGCUCAUUUGGACAAUGUUUAGAGGUCCCCCAAGAGGUUUAAAGUUCCAGAUUUUGGUGUAAAAUCAUUCGCGUUCAAAUCUAAUACAGCGUUCAAAUCUAAUACAGCGUUAAUGUUGCAUUAUAUACGAAACUGAUAUAUUAAGUACACACAUUGAUGCUUAGUAUUGUUUAUAAUAUUAAAUGAAACAAAAUGUAUAAAUCUUGAAUGGUUUAUAUUUUUAAAUUUGAAAUUUAAGUAAAAAAUUAUGAAAAACAAUGUUUUAUUCAUUUUGUCAAGUUAAUUCUUGAAAGAAUGUCAAUCUGCUUGAAAAAUAAUAAUAAUAAGCAAUGCAAUUAAGCAUUCCUAAUAUUUAUCUUGUACUUUGUACUGUAGGGCAGACAAAAAUUUUAAAAAGUUCUUUAAAUUUUAGCCAGCUGUUCACGAUUACACUCUGCAAAAUUUUUCCGAUGUUUGUCAACCACUUGGAGCAAAAAUUGUUUUUGUUCUUCGUCCUUGGUGAUACUAUCAUUGAAAUUUUGUAUCAAUGCUACAACUCGCUCUGCAGAGUCAUUGAUACAAGCCAGAUUCUUUACAAAAUCUGCUGCAACUUUAAAAGAUGGUGUAUCUGACCAUGCUUCAACAGGAACAUCUAGAAAACUGGUAUCAAUGUUGGAUGUUUCAAAAAAUGUGGUAGAAGCACGCAAAUCAACAACACUUUUUGGUAGUGUUUUUAUGAGAUGCGGUCCACGUUCUGAUUGCAUUGUCCGAACAAGGCCAUUUUUUUCUUUGUCUGACAAAAGGGUUGAAAAUAACGCAAGCGUCGACAGUUCCGGACUCAAGUACCACGAGUGACGCACCAUCAUUUUCAAUCCAGUCGAUCGAAGAACAGCAUCAUCAUAUUCGUAUAAACGCUGUAUCAACAAGAUAUCAUUCACAGGUGCAUCUGCGGUGAGCCUGCAUGAAAACCAUGAUUGAAGAUAAACACAUAUGGUAAACCGAUUAAAGCGCUGAAUACCUUGUAAUUCUCGAGCUGUUAACUGAAAGAUGGUUUCGUUGCCUGCAAACAAUAGUUCGAUUUUCAAUGCAUAGAUUGAUUUCGCCAUCCACCUUGCCUUAUGUAGGGCACCAGGUCUGCGAAUGCUGACAUCAACCUCCAACCCAACCAUUUGUGCAGCAAGCUGAAGAAAUUCCAAAUAAUCAUCACGUGAAUGACUGACCUCAAGUUGACAUUUGAUAAAUUCUUUAAUCGAAUCAGACACAAUUAUCAAAGGGGCGGAUCUGGCUUCGGGUGUGUGGUUUGAUUCUGGCCAUUUUUCUCGAAACCUCUUAAAAAACAAAAUCUCUGGUCCAGUGGAUGGUCCAAGACAAACAUUGAAUGCAUAGGAAAGGAGUACUUCCAACAUGUGAUGACGGCAUGCCAUUCAUAAUAGAUUACGUCCCAGGGUUACUUCUAACAGAGUGCAAGCUCCAUUGAGUCUUCCAGUAUUGGAAGCCGUAGUGUCGAAGCACAUGCCGAUGACCAUAGAUUUGCACUUCCACGAUUUGAUAUGUUCAUAUACUGCAUCAGCAGCUGCCCGUCCUGACCCGGACCCGGAUGCUAACUUGGGAACACCAAGAAGCUUUGUAGUGCCAUCGACAAGUGAUGAGAGCAGGACAGGUAAUCGAUCGACGUUGUUGGUAACCUCUCCGGUAACAUCGGGCAAUAGCUUACCAUCCCAAUGAACAAUUGAUUUUGAGGGAAUAUAGUCUUCUUUUAUACGUGCUGCAGCUUGUUGACGACGAAGCUUGCGAUGACGAAGCAUUGUGCUCUUGGAAAAUACUGUGUCAGAUGUCGGAACACCAGCUUCGUUGAAUGCGGAUGCAAGUAUCAUUGUAGAUUUUCUAAUGCUGGUGUUCGUUCUGUCCAGCACUGCAGCAACUUUUGGUGAUAUGAUGCUUCGUCUGCGAUGUCGUGUUGCAGAAUUUGUUUUGCUUGAGGAUGCUGAUUGGAUGACAAAUUCUUCAUCAGGUUCUGCAUCGUCACUGGAAUCCCGACAAAUGGAUGAUGUCAUUGAAUGUGUGUCUGUGUCACUGUCAGAACCACCUACAUCCAGUUGCUGUUCUAUGUCUACUGCUGACUCUACACUUGAACCUGAUGGUAACCCAUGGUGACGGCACUGUGAUGUAGCAUCUUUUGCUGCAUCACCAACAUCCCUUAUAUGUUUUCUCGCAUUUAUUACAUUUUCUAAUUAAGAAUCACAUAAUUUCAACUCUAGUUAAUGGUAGCAAUGAGGUAAAUAUAAGUAUAUUUAAACGUCAUUUUAUUCAUAUUAUGGCAUGCAAAAACUGCAAAUUAUUUGAGCCACGAUUCGUCUGGAUUUUUAUGUUGGCCUAAUACUAAAAUUUUAAAAGCUCUUGGGGGACCUCUAAAUGUUGUUCAAAUGAGCUACAACUUCACCAAUUCACUCAUUGUACCCAAGAGACACAUUUCAGGGGGUGAGACACCAAAGAUUUUAAAAAAAUAAUUUUUCCGAGCAUUUCUGGGACGCCCUAGUGUGUAGUCAUAAACAAAGUGUGCAGUCAUAAACAAAGUAUGCAGUCAUAAAAAAGUGUGUAGUCAUAAACAAGGUGUGUAGUCAUAAACAAAGUGUGUAGUCAUAAACAAAGUGUGUAGUCAUAAACAAGGUGUGUAGUCAUAAACAAAGUGUGUAGUCAUAAACAAAGUGUGUAGUCAUAACAAGGUGUGUAGUUAUAAACAAAGUGUGUAGUCAUAAACAAGGUGUGUAGUCAUAAACAAAGUGUGUAGUUAUAAACAAAGUAUGUAGUCAUAAACAAAGUGUGUAGUCAUAAACAAAGUGUGUAGUCAUAAACAAAGUGUGUAGUCAUAAACAAAGUGUGUAGUCAUAAACAAAGUGUGUAGUCAUAAACAAAGUGUGUAGUCAUAAACAAAAUGUGUAGUCAUAAACAAGGUGUGUAGUCAUAAACAAGGUUUGUAGUCAUAAACAAAGUGUGUAGUCAUAAACAAGGUGUGUAGUCAUAAACAAAGUGUGUAGUCAUAAACAAAGUGUGUAGUCAUAAACAAAGUGUGUAGUCAUAAACAAAGUGUGUAGUCAUAAACAAGGUGUGUAGUCAUAAACAAGGUGUGUAGUCAUAAACAAAGUGUGUAGUCAUAAACAAAGUUGUGUAGUCAUAAACAAAGUGUGUAGUCAUAAACAAAGUGUGUAGUCAUAAACAAAGUGUGUAGUCAUAAACAAGGUGUAGUCAUAAACAAAGUGUGUAGUCAUAACAAGGUGUGUAGUCAUAAACAAAGUGUGUAGUCAUAAACAAGGUGUGUAGUCAUAAACAAAGUGUGUAGUUAUAAACAAAGUAUGUAGUCAUAAACAAGGUGUGUAGUCAUAAACAAAGUGUGUAGUCAUAAACAAAGUUGUGUAGUCAUAAACAAAGUGUGUAGUCAUAAACAAAGUGUGUAGUCAUAAACAAAGUGUGUAGUCAUAAACAAGGUACUUUUAUACGUGCUGCAGCUUGUUGACGACGAAGCUUGCGAUGACGAAGCAUUGUGCUCUUGGAAAAUACUGUGUCAGAUGUCGGAACACCAGCUUCGUUGAAUGCGGAUGCAAGUAUCAUUGUAGAUUUUCUAAUGCUGGUGUUCGUUCUGUCCAGCACUGCAGCAACUUUUGGUGAUAUGAUGCUUCGUCUGCGAUGUCGUGUUGCAGAAUUUGUUUUGCUUGAGGAUGCUGAUUGGAUGACAAAUUCUUCAUCAGGUUCUGCAUCGUCACUGGAAUCCCGACAAAUGGAUGAUGUCAUUGAAUGUGUGUCUGUGUCACUGUCAGAACCACCUACAUCCAGUUGCUGUUCUAUGUCUACUGCUGACUCUACACUUGAACCUGAUGGUAACCCAUGGUGACGGCACUGUGAUGUAGCAUCUUUUGCUGCAUCACCAACAUCCCUUAUAUGUUUUCUCGCAUUUAUUACAUUUUCUAAUUAAGAAUCACACAAUUUCAACUCUAGUUAAUGGUAGCAAUGAGGUAAAUAUAAGUAUAUUUAAACUUCAUUUUAUUCAUAUUAUGGCAUGCAAAAAAUGCAAAUUAUUUGAGCCACGAUUCGUCUGGAUUUUUAUGUUGGCCUAAUACUGAAAUUUUAAAAGCUCUUGGGGGACCUCUAAAUGUUGUUCAAAUGAGCUACAACUUCACCAAUUCACUCAUUGUACCCAAGAGACACAUUUCAGGGGUUGAGACACCAAAGAUUUAAAAAAAUAAUUUUUCCGAGCAUUUCUGGGACGCCCUAACGCACACAUAUGCAAUGCAAAUAGACAACUGCCCUAGUGCGUACAUGAUAUAUGCACGUCACCUAUAUGUAUUUAAAGUGUUUGUGUUAAGAAGUGAAAAGUAAUUUUAAGCUGGAGAUGACUCUAUAGGUCCAUAAAUACGUUCAAUUUUGUAAAAAUUGCUAAUAAUUUAGAGUUGGGGAGAUGCAUUUGUUUAGUACUGUCUACCAUAUUUCAAAUUUUACCUUUCUGUUUGAAUUAUUUAUUUCAAAUGAUUUUUUUUCCAGGAGCCCAAUAACUUGAAAAGUAGGAAUUCUUUCCGUUACAAUGGCCUGAUUCAUUCUAAGACAGUUGGUGUUGAACCAACAAAAGAUGGAAAGGGUGUUGUGUUGGUAACCCGAAAAGGAAAAGGUGAUUACCUAAAGAUAACUUUCUAUUAAUCAAAUAUAUUUUACCAAACUUAACCAUGCUCUACUUAACCAUGUAUGAAAGAGCCUUUAAACUUUACCCAAAUGUGGAGUAUUCAGUGGUUAUUCAUUCCAGAAAUUAAUUCAGACAUAAAAUUGAAAAAUGCAGUAUUAUUUUUUCAACAUUAAAUUUACCGUAACUGGAAAAUAUCACAGAACCAGGAAACCUAUGUGACACUACAAGUGAUUUUCAAUGGCAAAGCAAAUGCAUCUUACAGGGUUUUCUUAAAGCUUAAUGUAAAACUGAAUGAAAUAGUCCCUAAAUUCUGGAGAGUUGUAAUUUAAAUAGAACUGAAUCAGUUGAAUUGAAAUAUUGUUGUACAGUAACAGAAAUAUCACACUUUCGAUUGUUGUUGGUGAAUCAGGCUCAGUAGAUCAGUUCCUUGGGUCAUAGGACACAAUCACCAUACUCCUUUCCCAUUAACUUUCUGGGGAAAGGGUGGUUGUUUUAAGUCCUGGUUGUAAUAAUUUGAUAAAUCUUUCGAGAGACCAUGAGGUGGAGCACUACUAAAGCCUAGUUUUUGCAUUUAUUGAUACAUAUACUUUUAGUCUCACAGUUAUUAGUUAUUCUAAACUGAUAUUAACUAUACAUAGCAGACAUUUGUGGCUUCUUGGUGAGUUUCACCUUGUGUAAGUUUUUAACUAAGAUAUGCAAUAAUUAUUUUAUGUCAAUUUUUAAAUACCGAUAAGCAAAAAGUUGUGCAAUUUUUAAGCUUGGUGAAAAUCUACCAAAGAUUAUUCUGAAAAAAAAGGACAUUUUCAAGGACCUAUAUGGUCUAAAAUAAUCAACAGCGAAGUCCAGGAAUUAUUGUAUUUUCUCCAAAGUUUAUAUUUAAUUGCAAGUUUUUUUUAAAGCAUGCAACUAAAAUGAUCAAAAUUUACUUUUCAAAAGGUUUACGGAAACCAAAUAAAUCCCUGACAAAAGUUGAGCUGAAGAGAGGUCCAAGAAAAACCAUCGCUGUCAUUCGUAACUCACUGAAGGCUAAUAACUACCGCAGGGACUUGGUCAACUCUGCUGUUAGGAGGACAUGUGCUAUUCUUAAAAGCCAGAAGCCUGUUGUUAUUAAAAGCAGGACUCGCUCAGCAAAGAAAGAAUAAACUUAUUAUGUUCAAAAUAAAAAUAGUUGAAAACUAAA